AUGUCAGAUACAGAUGUAGAUACAGAUACAAAUGUAGAUGUAGAUGUAGAUACAGAUCAUUACACGUACAUGGAGAAGGACGGAUGGGUGGAGGUGUACGCACCUCCUCUGUUUGCUGACGAUCUACGGAGCUACUUCUACAUUCUCCCGCAACGCGAUGCCAACCACGGAGACUUCAUGCACGUCACCAUGCUGGAGAUGUCCGAAGUGAACGAGAUCCCGCUCACUCACGGCACGUAUGACGUCACGGCAAUCGUCGGCUACGAUCACGAGAAGCGGCUCGUCUACUACGUCGCCACGGAGAACCAUCGCGAGUACGCCAGGCGGCGCCACCUGUGGAGCGUCGGCACGCCCGAGGCCGACAGUCCGCGGAAACCCGUGUGCUUGACGUGUAAGCUGGAGAACGGGUGCGAGUACUACGAUGCUUACUUCAACGACAACGGCAAAUACUACGCGCUGUUCUGCCGCGGUCCCGGACUGCCUAGAUGGACGCUGCACAGCACGGAGCAGCCGGAACCCGUGAGAACGCUGUAUUCCUUUGACGAACUCAACGUGUCCGUAUCAAGAACGGCGCUGCCGAAGAAAAUAUACUUCCAAGUUCCCGUCGAUGACAACUACAAGGUGAAUGUGCAAAUGCUGUUGCCUGUAGAAUACAAGGACGAUGAGGUUCUUUUGUAUCCACUACUCAUUAAUGCGGGCAAUAAAUU
Messenger RNA from Priapulus caudatus, 707 nucleotides. RefSeq names its product dipeptidyl aminopeptidase-like protein 6. The annotation marks the transcript as partial. Gene Ontology annotation, molecular function: dipeptidyl-peptidase activity. The record is from RefSeq and is a predicted model, not a curated record. Gene Ontology annotation, biological process: proteolysis. Lineage: Eukaryota; Metazoa; Priapulida; Priapulimorpha; Priapulimorphida; Priapulidae. The transcript is spliced from 6 exons.